AAGAAUGCAACAAAUAUAGAAACUCAUAAGAGUGGUAUUAAACAAGAAAGUUUAGGUGCAAAAGGCAAUAUGAAGAACUUAGCAACAACAGGAAGUGGGGUAGCGGUUGAUGAACACGAUGAGGAAGAGAUUACCAAAAAGGCGUUCGCAGCAUUUCAGGCCCGAGAAGAAGAGAUCGAGAAGAAGAAGAUGAUGGUCAAGGAGAAAGUUGAGUUGAAACUAGGCCGAGCAGAAGAAGAAACCCGACGUUUGGCCCAAGUUUGGGAAGAGCUUGAAGUUUUGACAGACCCACUAAGGAAAGAGAUAGCAGCGGUUAGAAAAAAGAUAGAUGUGGCUAACCGUGAGGCGAGAUCGCUGGGACAAAGCUGUCAGAAGAAGGAGAAAGAGUAUAAAGAAAUAUUGGAGGCGUUCCAACAAAAGAACAACGAGAAGACUCAACUAACCGCAACUUUGAUGGAGUUGGUGAAAGAAAGUGAGGAUGCAAGGAUGAAGAAAUUAGAAGAACUCAGCAAGAAUAUAGAUCCUUCAAGCUGAUUCGUGAUUAUACAAUAAUUACACGUGAUAUGGAUUGACUUACCUCAUUUAUAUUGUUUAAUAAGUGAAAUAUGUGAAGCCUUUUGUGUUGACGUAUUUCUUGUUCUUCUCAUAAAUGAUUCAUUUACAAUUUCAAAUUGAAAUUUCUUUCAUACAUUAAUUGCAUACCUUGUGUAAUCCGUUUUUGUAUGCAAGAUUCUUUUAUAAAUGCCGUUAAUCCAAUGGAA
Messenger RNA from Helianthus annuus (common sunflower), 761 nucleotides. RefSeq lists its product as uncharacterized. Lineage: Eukaryota; Viridiplantae; Streptophyta; Magnoliopsida; Asterales; Asteraceae. The coding region runs from base 70 to 534 and encodes 154 amino acids. The record is from RefSeq and is a predicted model, not a curated record. The transcript is spliced from 4 exons.